This is a messenger RNA of Salvelinus fontinalis (brook trout), 6303 nucleotides long. It is a transcript of the gene bcl2l13, whose product is annotated as BCL2 like 13. The coding region runs from base 1738 to 3270 and encodes 510 amino acids. Gene Ontology annotation, cellular component: mitochondrion. Gene Ontology annotation, biological process: regulation of apoptotic process; apoptotic process. The transcript is spliced from 7 exons. The record is from RefSeq and is a predicted model, not a curated record. NCBI's taxonomy places the organism in Eukaryota, Metazoa, Chordata, Actinopteri, Salmoniformes, Salmonidae.
AUGUCGGCCAUCCGGCAGACAGUCAGAAACGUUAAUCGGUAAUCAAAAUAUAUAGGCUAUCGCAAUGCUGUAUUUCGCAAUUUCCUGGCUUGCAAUGUCUCUCGCAGGUUCACUAAAGUAAGGGCUAUCUGUGAGUACAGACCGAAGACCAAACACACACUAGCGUUUUUCAUAGCGAAGUGAAAGGGGAGCAGGCGAGGGAGGAUCGUUGCAGGCAGAGAGACAGUCAGAACCGUGCGUAUAGGCUAUAUUUUGGUAAUCUAGUAAUGCCUCGUAAAUUUACCAACAUUAUAUUAAAGUAGGCUAUAUAUUAGGCAAUUUUAUUUCACCUUUAUUUAACCAGGUAGGCCAGUUGAGAAGUUCUGAAUUUCUCACUUACAAUUGCGACCUGGCCAAGAUGGAGCACAGCAGUGCGAAAAAAACAACAACAGAGUUACACAUGGAAUAAACAAAAGUACAGUCAAUAACACAAUAGAAAAAUCUGUAUCCAGUGUGUGCAAAUGGCGUAAGGAGUAUGCUUAUGGCUAAGCUAUUCUUCAUAGUGCCAGUGAGUUUCGUUGAACAUCGCCAAAUGCAUCAUUUUAAUUAGGCCUAAAUGUGCAAUAAAACGUAUUGCUUAUAGUUUAUUUAAACCCUGGCUGGCUGAUGAUGUCCUAGGUCAGGGCUCUCCAAACCUGUUCCUGUAGGAGUGAAAAGCUACAGGAUGGUAGCUCUCCACGAACAGGGUUAGAGAGCCCAGUCCUAGGCAAUAGAUGGCAAACCAGCAUCCCCAUUAAUCUUUUUGGAAAUGGCAAGUUCACUUUCUCAUCCAUAAUAAACACAGUCAAGUGCAAUUACAGUUCAGCAGCUCAAAUCAUCAGGAUGUGGGGCAUUGUUAUUAGUAAGGAUCUGUGCCAUGGAUGGAUCGCUAAAAUAAUGAUUAUUAACACUCUUCAUAAUAUUAAAUAUUAUGGGGAGACCUAUACAUUUUGCAGCCAAGUAUGAGUUAUCAGUCAAUUAAGGUUGAAUAUGAGACAAAGGCUUGGAAUGUUACUGAGUAAGGGAAAGGCCAUCGCAUGGUUGCAGUCACUGAUAAGGUUGGAGAGCUGUGGAUUAGUGAGGAGAGCUGUGGAUUAGUGAGGAAUGGGGGCCGAGGUCAGGUCACAUUAAGGGAGAAGGAACAGUUUAUUACCCACAUCACUCAACUUCCUGCAUAGCAAUAAAGAUGCAAUGUUUGGGAAAAGGAGGAGACUUCACCUAAAGUAGGGUAUAUAUACUUGUGCUGGUGGGAACAAGUCUUUGUCUGUUCAGCUGUCUGAUCCAUUGGGUGAAUGAACUUGGUUUGAGUUUUUAAUAGUUGUCCGUUAGUUUUUAGUAUGUUUUUUUUUUUAGAACCUAACAUCAUUAUGGGGUAUUGUGUGUAGAUUGCUGAAUGUUUUAUUUUAUUUAAUCCAUUUUAGGAUAAGGUUGUAACAUAACGAAAUGAGGAAAAAGUCAAGGGGUCUGAAUUAGAGGUCGACCGAUUAAUCGGCAUGAACGAUUUAAUUAGGGCCGAUUUUCAAGUUUUCAUAACAAUCGGUAUUCUGCCUUUUUGGAUGCCGAUUACAUUGCAAUCCACGAGGAAACUGCGUGGCAGGCUAACCACCUGUUACGCGAGUGCAGCAUCAAUAGGACCUUGUGGCUGCAAGGAGCCAAGGAGUUUGAACUUUUUCCACAUUUGACUGCAUGUGCCUGAGAGUCUGACGCUGCAUCUCUUCAAUGGCUGCCUCGGGCUCUUCCUCCACCUCUGUGCCUGAGGGUUUCCACUACGAGACCAAGUACAUCGUCCUCAACUACCUGGGACUCCUGCCCCCCUCUCGGCUGCAGGCCACCGCUGGCAGAGGAGAUGGCCAUUAUGCUGUGGACAGAGAGAGGAACAGAGUAAUGAAGGCACAGCUAGAGGAAGAGCUGAAGCAACUGGAAGAUGAGGUCUCAGACUCCUUCUCCAGUACAGGCUUCGACUGCCAUACAUCUCCAGUGUUUAGCCCAGCCAACCCAGAGAGCUCCAUCGAGGACUGCCUGGCUGUUCUGGGCGACCGGGUGGCCAGAGACCUGGACACACACCUGGCCUCUACUGUACACACACUCCUCAGUGCCCCGCUGGACUACGAGCAUUUCAGAGAAGCAGCACAAGACAUCUCUUGCCACACGCAGAGUGGCUGGAGCAAGGUGCUGGUGCCAUUGGUGCUGCUGCAGGCCCUCCAGGGAGAAGGACAGAUCCUGGCCCACCUGCUACCUCUGGGGGUCCGUUUCCUGGAGGAGGCUGAGGCAGAAUACAUCAUCCAGCAGGGAGGAUGGGGUACAGUGUUUAGCCUGGAGGAAGAGGAGGAGCAGGGCGUGAUCAUAGCCGAGGACAGCAACGACAUCUACAUCCUGUCUGGAGAGCAGCUUCCUGGCCAGCUCAGUCCCCCCGCGUCGCUGCUGGGCACUGGAGACAGCAGUGGGCCGGGCAGCUGGCAGACAGAGAGCUUACCCGUGUCUCUGGCAGGCAACGAUUCCUGGGCACAGGUGAGCAUGAUGGACCACCCCGAAGAUGUCAAGAGUCUGGACAGCAACGAGGGCGCCCUGGCUGAGGAGCGCAGUGAGAACAACUCCUCCAACUCUGACAUUGUGCACGUGGAGCGAGAGGACGCAGAGGAGGGUGGGGCCGAGUUGCAGGAGAGCAUGCUGAGUGUGCUGGGGACGGAGAGUGAGCUGGCUGAGCUGAGGGCGGAGUUUAGGGAUGACACCCCGCUUCCUGUCCCAGCAGCCCCAGAGCCCGUCGUGGUAUAUCUGGAGGAGCCGGUCAUCAUAGAGACGCCUGCUCCCCUGUCAGCAGUUCUGUCAGAGCUGCAUGCCCCAUCGUCUGUCCCCGUGUCAGAGCCCGAGCCCUCUGCUCCAGACCCUAUGAUUGAGCCUGAGCCUGCCCCUGUUGUGGAGGCAGCACCACCAUCCCCCGCCAAGGCACCGUCUACUCCCCCAUCAGCAAAGCCAGUUCCAGAACCAGAGCCUGUUCCAGAGCCAGUCGCAGCACCGCCAGAGCCAGUUCCAGAGGAGCCCCAGCCUGAACCUCAGUCAGAGACUGUGCUGGAGCCGGCUGCAGCGCCCCUCCUGGAGGCACUCCCAGCUCCUGUGGCCCCAGCCGAGGAGCCCCCGGUGCAGACGGAACCAGAGCCCAAGUCGGAGAUCCCAGUGCUGCUGUAUGGUGGAGCUGCUCUGGUGGCCCUUGUUGCUGUGGUGACCUGGGGAGUCAUGACCCACCGGAAGAAGUAGCCUAGCAGUGCUUCUGAACCAGGUUGCAGACCUCACCUCCUCCCUGGUCCCUGCCUGGCUCACUGCUGCUAAUCUGGGAUGCUGGGCCCGCCACUACCAGGUGGACACACCAUGUGAACAAUUACUUAUUUUCUUUCUCUCCAUUUUUGUUUCCCCCCGUUCUCCUCUCUGCUCAUCUGGCAAUUUGAUGUUUUUCUUCAGUUGCUGCCUCCAACCCAUCACCUCUCAAACUGGAAAGGACAUUUGUAAAAUUUUCUAGCGGUUUCUAUGUUUUCCGGGUGCUUGGUUCUGUUCGGUGCCAUGCGGAUGCACGUCACAGACACACCCUGUUUGUAUGUUACUCUCUCGGCUGGAGCUUGGGGUACCUCUUUGUCCUCAGAGCCUAGUGGGUGUAGCGCAGAAGAGUCAGAAUUCCCUGUUCUAUUGCAGGGAAAAGGGAAGCUAUUCCAAUAUUUUCAUAUACAAAAAUCUAAGUUCUGAUCACAUUAUGUCUUCUGAAAAGGAAACCUGUCUUCAAGGAUUAGAUGAGCAUGUUUGUUUUUUAUGGCAAUUAACUAAUCAUGAUUAGACUUUUGAUUUGUUUUUAGAAUUCACUGUACUGGAGACACUGAUGUGCCUAUAAAAUAUUUCUGCAGAAUUGAGCCCCAUAAAGAGACAAUAUUUUUCAUAGAGCACUUGAUAUGGAUUAAUAAUAUCACACUUAAAUGUAAAGUAGAUACUUUUGGUCAUGUGUAUGUGGACACAUUUCAUUUAAUUUCAACAUUUCAUUCCAAAAUCAAGGGCAUUAAUAUGGAGUUUGUCCCCUCUUUGCUGCUACAACAGCCUCCACUCUUCUGGGAAGGCUUUCCACUAGAUGUUGGAACAUUGCUGCGGGGACUUGCUUCCAUUCAGCCACGAGCAUUAGUGAGGUCUGGCACUGCUGUUAGGCGAUUAGGUCUGGCUCGUAGUCAGCGUUCCAAUUCAUCCCAAAGGUGUUCGAUGGGAUUGAGUUCAGGGCUCUGUGCAGGCCAGUCAAGUUUUUCCACACCGAUCUCGACAAACCAUUUCUGUUUGGACCUUGCUUUGUGCACGGGGGCAUUGUCAUGCUGAAACAGGGAAGGGUCUUCUCCAAACUGUUGCUGCAAAGUUGGAAGCACAGAAUUGUCUAGAAUGUCAUUGUAUGCUUUAUCAUUAAGAUUUCCCUUCACUGGAACUAAGGGGCCAAGCCUGAACCAUGAAAUACAGCCCCAGACCAUUAUUCCUCUUUCACCUAACUUUACAGUUGGCACUAUACAUUGGGGCAGGUAGCGUUCUCCUGCCAUCAACCAAACCCAGAUUUGUCCGUCGGGACUGCCAGAUGAUGAACCGUGAUUCAUCGCUCGUGUCCAAUGGCAGCGAGCUUUACACCACUCCAGCCGACGCUUACCAUUGCAACGGAUGUGCCAGAAUCCACUAAUUUGAAGGGGUGUCCACAUAGUGUAUGUUUAUCUACUUCUUUCCAGUCACUUACUACAUCACCUAAGUGUUAUUUUGUUAAGUUUUGGGAAAUUGAGGGAUUCCACUUUAAGAUGUGAAUAGGAUGCCAUGACUCAAUUCAUUUGUCACUAACUAAUUUCAGUCAUUUAGUAAACAGACUCCUGUGUCUCUUAUAACUUUAGAUAGUUACGAUUUGGGAUCAUAUUGCAGUAGUAUCUCUAAUUAAAUAGAUUUUGAAUGUAAAAAAAAAAAAAAAAAAAAAGAGGAUAAAGACUACCGCAGCUCACAGCCAGAGUGGCAUACACCGUUGCGUUUGAUUACUAACCAUCUCCUUGAAAAUAGGCAUUUAGAUUAUCUGGUAUAGAACUGUCAAUGGUCACUAUCAACCUUUUGUGUGUUAACUAUUGUGUUUGUGUGAGUGAAACUAAAGCCAGCUUAACCAUGAUGGCACCAUGGUCAAUAAUGUUCCAUGUACUGUACCAUGUGCUCUGACAGGGAAUGGAGGGUUGGGAAUGACUGCACCAAGACCCUGAAUUUCAUAUUCAUUUGUUCAACACAAAUCGUGUUCAAGAGGGAUAUUAGGUUUAAGAUUUAAAUAUAAAACUUGAAAUCAAGUAGUCAUCUUUCAUCUGAUGUUGAGACUAUAAAAUCAGAAGGAGAAAUUAGUUUAAUCUUGAAUCAAUUUAUGCUCUCAUUCCCAACUCCCCCAGUCUAACUUCACAGGGACUGCCUUUCUUCAGCUACCCUGUCCUCAACCCCUAUGUUUUGCCCCUCGGCUGGCCCAAACUUCCCACCCAGCACUGCCUUGCCAUUCCGCUGUAACCCCAUAGCGUGCCUACCUUGUACAGAGACUUACAAAGCAUCUGCUUUGUAAGCGUCUUCUUCCCACUACUACCUAACCUUCUCUUGAAGGGGUCAGCUCCCUCUAUUUCUCAAGUCAGAGUGGAGGUCUGUCCACAACUUGAAGAGUAGGAAUGAAACAUGCCAGCCCUGCCACAGACAAUCAACAUAGGCAACAUAUCUUCCUGUUAGUUGGGUACAAUGUGAAUCUAAAACUAAAAUCUACACUGUAGGCCUCGUGUCAAGAGUACAAAAAGGUGCCCAGUAAAAAAAAAAGUGUUCUAAGUCUGGAGCAUGAAAUGUGAACACUUGAUCCAAGUGAAAAAGUAGUAGUGGUUCCAGCUUUGUUGUGUUCACUGGUCAGUGGAUUCCCACAGCUUACUUGGUCAAUGUCAAAACUAAAGAUGCACACAACUCACUUCUGUUUAGCCAAGUGUACAAUGUGUACAAAAUACAACCAUGUGUGGUUUGGGGUAGUUGUGUGGAGAGACAAAUGACCAUAAAUGGGUUUGUUCCAUUGAAUGCAAAUGUAUGUCAGUGUUAGAUAAUAGGUAUGCAAAUUAUCUGAAAUGUACCUGGAAACUAAGUAUUUGGAAAGUACAGUAUGGAUGUAAAAUCCCCAUCUUGGCACUUUACCAAGUUCCCUUUUAUGUGCAGUUUGAGACCAGAAUACAUCAUGUAAACUGCAUCGUUGUGGUUUUGGACACAUGAACAAGUUAAUAAAAUGGUUCUCCCUUA